GUUAUUUUUAAUUUAUGUGUGUUUUGUCAGUUGUAGAAUUUGUAUCCUAUCUAUGAAUCUGUGUGGUAAGAGAGCAUCCAAGCUCAAAAACUGCCAAAGCUUCCUUGUAUGGCUGCUCUCAAACAUGCUAACUCUCUCUAUCCUCUUUUUAACUUCAACAUCUUCCUUAGUCCUUACCAAUUCACACCAACUUCAAACCCUUCAACAUAGACACCUCAAAUGGCUUCAGCAACACCAAAACCACAGAAAAGACUAACAGAUUUUCUCAAAGAGCAACAAGAGCCUUUCAUCCUAGAGCUUUUCCUUCCAGAAAGAGGGUAUUCAAAAAGGUGGAGUUUGAAUGGAGAUUCAGAGACAGCUUCUAAAAAGAAAAGGGCUCUACUCCCAUUUUACCAACUUCUAAAAGCUCUAUAUAACAAGCUUGCUAUCCACAAAGAGACGAAAAAUAUUCUAAGCAAGGUUCAUGACCAAAGGAACAAUCAUGAAGCCUUGGUCGAUCAUAUUGUUCAGUUUUCAUCUCAUAGAAGCUCGGAUACUGAUGAAGAGGGAACUUCCAUAUUGUCACGUGAAGACCAGCACUUGUUUUAUUCUCACACUUUAUGCAACAUGGGACCGCACAGAAGGCAGCGGCAGAGAUGCAUAGAGGGUGGUCCUGAAUUACUGAGAAAGAUUCCUGGAUGCAGAGUUCCAAAUGUGAGGGAGGAUGUUAGGAGAAUGCAACAGAGAAUACGGAGCUGUGGUGUUAUUCUGCCAAAGAAUAUCAGAGAGGACUCAUUGUUAUCAGCUGCUAUCUGGAGUGGCUUACUUGAUGAGUCAAUAACGAAAGGGAAUUGUACUAGGGAGUUGGGAGUGCUUCUUCGUAGGACUAAUGAUGUUUCCCGUAUGCUGAAAUCUAAAAGGGUAUUGCAUAGGAUAAAGAAGAUGGUGUUUGAUUGUGUGAAAGAUAUUGCGAUAACUCUUCCAACAGAAGAAGACAGAACGAAAAGUUAUAAACAAGUCAUGGGGCCUCCAGAGAUUCGUCAGAGAACAAAAGAAUGGGACCAACAAGCCUUUGGUGGAGGAAACCGUACUAACUUAUUGACUUUGGAUUACUUGAAUUCAAUCAUGGAAUGGAGCAACUUCGAACCGCACGUGAAGGACAUUAGCGUUGAGAUCACCGAUGCAAUUUUGGAUAACAUCAAAAUUGAAAUUGUAAUAGAAAUGAUUGGAACUAUGACACCAAUAACCCCCUCAGAAUUUGGAUUUUAGUUAUCAUCUGGAUAUUUUCUAUUUUUCGCU
Cajanus cajan (pigeon pea) is the source of this 1278-nucleotide messenger RNA. RefSeq lists its product as uncharacterized. Lineage: Eukaryota; Viridiplantae; Streptophyta; Magnoliopsida; Fabales; Fabaceae. The record is from RefSeq and is a predicted model, not a curated record.